AUGGUUUGCACGGCAUCGAAUAUCUCAUGGCAAAAGGAGGAUUAUCUCCGCUCAAAGAUGUUUCUAGAGAAUCUUCACAUUGUCGAAACUAACGUCUGCUGUAUUCUGCUGUACUACCUGGCGACACCAUGGAUGCAGAUCCUAAUAAGUAAGCCCAUCCGUUGA
Sclerotinia sclerotiorum 1980 UF-70 is the source of this 165-nucleotide messenger RNA. RefSeq lists its product with no specific name. The record is from RefSeq and is a predicted model, not a curated record. NCBI's taxonomy places the organism in Eukaryota, Fungi, Ascomycota, Leotiomycetes, Helotiales, Sclerotiniaceae. Bases 1 to 165 code for a protein of 54 amino acids. The transcript has a single exon.